Messenger RNA from Papaver somniferum (opium poppy), 1653 nucleotides. Its product is annotated as protein NRT1/ PTR FAMILY 5.10-like. The transcript is spliced from 3 exons. The coding region runs from base 339 to 1571 and encodes 410 amino acids. The record is from RefSeq and is a predicted model, not a curated record. Gene Ontology annotation, molecular function: transmembrane transporter activity. Gene Ontology annotation, biological process: transmembrane transport. Gene Ontology annotation, cellular component: membrane. NCBI's taxonomy places the organism in Eukaryota, Viridiplantae, Streptophyta, Magnoliopsida, Ranunculales, Papaveraceae.
UUAUGGAGGUCUUAAGUUAUGUUAAUGGUGAUGCCAAUGAUUCUGAAGUUCCUUUGCUCACGAACAACAACACUACAAAUGGUCAUGGAGUAGAGAAAAACACUAGUAGUAGUAGUGAUUUUGUUGAAGGUGUGGUUGAUUACAAAGGAGAUAAAGUGUUUGAUAGAUCAAAAUUUGGAGGAUGGAAAUCUGCUUCUUUCUUGACUCUAAUUUCAGUUGCGGACGCAUUUGUUUCCUAUGGAAUGAUUAUAAACCUCAUCAGCUAUCGUACUGGUCCUCUCCAGCAAUAAACUCUUUCUGCAGCACAGAAUAUCAACAUUUUGGUUGGAGUUACAUGGAUGGUUCCACUCUUCACUUCACUCUUCGUUGAUUCUGUUCUUGGUCGAUUCCGUACCAUCUUAUUCUCUUGUCUCAUCUACAUAAUGGGAUUCGGAUUCUUAACAUUAUCAGUCCUGCAUCCUUACUUAAAGCAAAGUGACUGCGUUAACAAAACCCUGUGCAAUUCUCCAUCUUCUUUCCAAGUUCUUUUCUUCUACAUAUCUUUGUAUCUCGCCUCCGUUGGGGGUUCAGGAUUUAGAGUAUGUGCACGGGCAUUUGGUGCUGACCAAUUUGAUGAGACCAAUUCAGGCGAAUGCAAAUCCAAGAGCUCAUUCUUUAAUUGGUGGUGUUUUGCAGGUAGUAUUGGGAUUAUCUUUUCUCACUUGAUUUUGAACUGUAUACAGGAUAACAUGAGUUGGGCAAUAGCAUUUGGCAUUUCAUGCAUCGUCAUGAUGGUUGCAUUAACUGUCUUCUUGCUCCGAAUGCAUACUUUUCGCUUCAAUGUCAAACAAAAUAAUACAGACGCAAUAUUGGACAUAAUCCAAGUUUUUGUUGUUGCCGAAAAGAACUGGAGAAGCAAGCCUAGCAUCGACCACGAGCAGGCAGUAGGAACUGCAUAUCAUACUCCUUCCGGCUCUCAUCAAUUCAAGUUUCUAGACAAAGCGCUUAUUGGUUUUUCGAAAAACCUCAUACCGUGCAGUAUUAGUCAGGUCGAAGACGCAAAGGUGCUAUUACAGUUGGUUCCAAUAUGGAUAACAUGUUUGAUCUAUGUUGUUGUGUCUUCUCAAACAACGACUUUCUUCACUAGGCAAAGCAUAACCCUGGACAGAUCCAUAGGACCAAAUUUCCAAAUACCAGCUGCCUCAAUUUACAUCUUUACGACCUUAUCUGUUGUCUUCUUCGGACCAAUCUACGAUUGUCUCUUCAUUCCACUUGUUCGAGUUGUUACCGGAAAUCCCAAUGGCAUAACCACACUUCAAAGGAUAGGUUGUGGUAUUUUCUUUUCUACAACAUCUAUGGUGGUUGCAGCUGUAAUUGAGAAGAAAAGGCUGCAAGCAGCUCUAAAUUUCGGGUUGAUAGACAAUCCGAAUGCAACCAUUCCAAUGAGUGUGCUGUGGUUGGUUCCUCAAUAUGCCUUGUCCGGUUUCGAGUCUGUUUUUACCUUGAUUGGUUUGCAAGAAUUUUUCUAUGAUCAAUCUCCAAAAGGGUUGACAAGUUUAGGUCUCUCACUUUUUACAGCAUGUACGGCAUAGGUAGCUUUCUUAGUGGCAUUCUCAUCACUGUCAUUGAGAGGGUGACCUGCGGCAAUGGUUCAUAUGGCUGGUUUGCAAACAA